GGGACUCGGGACUCCGGCAGCAUCUCAGGUUCGAUCCAGAUAGAUUCGCUGGCGAGCGGGGUUGCGGGACGGGAGAAACAGAGUUCGAUCUCCACUGUCGAUUCUACACGCAUGCGCAUGGUUGUCGGAGGGAUCUGUGCAGAGGGGAGGGGACCGGGGGCCUCGACCACGUUCGCAGUGCGAGGGGAAAUCGAGCUCUUAAAAGUAUCGAUCGGAAGAGCGAGCGCUGGGAGGGUGUGUGAGUUUCGAUCUUGGACGAGAUGAUGGAAAAUUCGAGCACUAGAGUUCAGCACAGUAUGUGGGAGUGCACUAAAUCGGAGUAUGGAAUUCACGGCAAGUGGAUGUUUGACUGAGACGGAUGCUCAUUGUGUUGGGCUGGACUGGUGAAAAUGGGUGUAGCUAAGAGGAGAAGGGAAGUCUCAGCGAUGGAUCGGUGCAUCCAUUUUCCUCCUUUCCUCAUUCAUGUCGCGCUGGUCCUGAGUGUCGGGUGGAUCGCCUCUCUCUGGAGCUUCAACUUACCCUUCGUCUUCACCGUUGGAUUCGCCUAUUUAUACUAUGUCGAAGGAAGAAUGAAAGCAAAGUUUGAGAGCAGGAUCAGGAGCGAUGAAAGGAAAUUCCACGACCGGAAGCGGCUGUUGUCGGAUGCGGAGACCGCUCGAUGGCUCAAUUCCUCGGUCGAAGCCGUUUGGCCUAUUUUUAUGGAGAAAUUCGCUUCUCAGAGAUUUCUCAUGCCAAUAGCUCCUUGGUUCCUGGAGAAGUACAAACCGGGGAUAACUAAAAAAGUUGUUUUGGAGAAAAUAUGUCUGGGGAGAAAUCCCCCAGUUUUUACGAUGCUGCGUUGUGGACGCAAUCCUACAGACGGAGAUCACUUGGUGCUGGAGAUGGGUAUGAUGUUUGUGGCGGCAGGAGAUAUGAGUGCAGUCAUUGCAGUUCAAAUGAAGAAGCGAGUUGGGUUCGGCAUUUGGACUUCUUUGAAUAUCUCAAAUGUACAGAUUGAAGGAAAGCUCCGCGUGGGAGUGAGGUUUACCUCAGGAUGGCCCGUGGUUGAGCGUUUACGAGUCUCUUUUUCAGAGGCUCCAAUUCUCCAAAUGACUGCCAAACCUAUAUUCAAUUACGGUAUUGACGUAACUGAUCUUCCUGGAGUUGCGGGCUGGGUGGAUAAAAUGAUUGCCGAUGCACUGGAGCAAUCGCUUGUUGAGCCAAAUAUGCUCGUUGUUGAUGUGAAAAACCUCGUGGGCAGCAUGAUGUCUGUAAGUGCAAUGGUGCAGCCUACCAGCGGUGCAGGUCUAGACAGUCCCGGCGAUUGUUUUUCUGUAAUGAAUCCGAAAUUGCCUCAAGUAGGAACAUUGAGGGUUGAGAUAAUAGACGGAAAGAAGAUGAAGCCUUCAGAUCCAAACGGUAAAGCAGAUCCCUAUGUAAAGCUUCAGCUAGGUUCCACAAAAUAUACGACUAGUAUUAAACACAAAACCCUUCAACCAGCGUGGCAUGAGACUUUUGAAUUCCCUAUCCACAGCUGGGACCAGCCUAACAAGCUCCUGCUGCGUGUGCUGGAUAAGGACAGAUUCGGCCACGAUGAUAACAUGGGCUUCGCGGAGAUCGAUUGUCAGUCAUUCCACGAUGAACAGAGACAUGAGAUGGAGUUAAUCCUCGACAAAGUGAAAACCGGACAGCUUCGUGUAGCCAUCGUUUAUAUUCCAGGCGCAGAAAAGGAUUCGACGGUCCUCGACACUCCGCAAAGUUUCAAUCCAGAAAUUGAUUCUUCAUCAGUGGGGAGAAAGCUUAAAAGUUCUGAUCCUUUCAAAGGUGCACCAGAUAGCCAAACACAAGUUCACGAUGAAGAGAUAUCAGAGACAGACGAGGAGGAAUGUUCCGUUAAGUGCGACACCCAGAUCGUGGAUGUUGGAUACGGGAAACCAGGGGCAGUGUCCAUCGUCACCCCUGGUAAAGGCGAGGUGAAGGAGGCUACAAGUUCUGAACGUCUUCGUCGCCGGAGGAAACUUGCGGUCAAAAAAGCUGAAAAGAUGGCCCACAACCUAGCUCAUCCUUCGAGUCCUUCAGGUGUUGCAGAUGAAAGCAGAAGAUCUAGACUGAAGACUUUCUUCGGGGUGAAGGGAAAACAUCCGUCUUCAUCGGAUUCUUCUGGAGAAUUGGUUGUUAUUGCUCACUCUGACAGGGGCACGGUAGUGCAAACGACAGUGGAAGUGAAUGGUGAGGUGUGUAAUGUUGAUAAGUCCGGUCACAUUGUUCCAAGCUCUGGCGAGCUUCUGCAAGGUAGUGACGAGGCUCUGGACGAGGUCGCAUCGCACAAAGGUGGCAGGAACAAAGUGCAAAAAAUUAUUCAUAAAAUUGGCAGGAAGGCUACCAACGUUACUUCUGCCAUUGCGAAAAUGAGGAGUCCAUCAGGCAAGAAGCUGAGUCCUUCAGGAAAGAAUCUUGAGGAGCAACUCGCAAUUAAAGGGCACGAUGAGACGCAUGAUGUCGCGAAGACUCCAACCACUGGGGAGCCGACGGGAGAUAAGAAGGUGAUCUUGCAACAUGAAUCUCCGUCGAACACACAGGCACAAUCAAUGACAGUGACUGUUGCCGAAACUGGUGACGAGACUGAUAUCUCUGAAGCAGAAACAGGUAAAUGCCACCGAUCUCGAGACAGCUUCUCCCCUUCAGCACGUUCAGAUACUCCUGAUCAACAUUUCCCAAGUAACGGUCACCCAGACCCUCCGAGAGAGGAUGAUAACGUUCAGGCAAAGAGUAUUCCCACCUCCACAUCAGCUGCUGCUGAAGAGAGUUCCCUUGACACUGCGACUAUUGCUGCACCAGAUUUAUCUCUUGGAUCCAAAAACUCUGCACUGGAGGAUGAUAUUUUCAUGAGUUUGCGUACGAAAGAUGAUCAUAAUGAUGAUGGCCUUGAUAUUGAUAAUCGUGUUGUUUUACCAUCAUGUGAGGAACUCGGGAAGGAUUGCCAUACCACAGUUAUUAGCUCACGACUGGUCUCCGAGGGUACGGCUGAGGGUAACUCAGAUUCUACAUCCUUAGCACCCGCAGAUAAUCAGACUGAGGUUGAACUCCAUCCUGCAGCACCACAAAGAUCUGGUGAGGAGCGACCCGUCGGCAAUAGCCCCGCCCAUACUAGCUUGGCAAAUCAAAGCACAGACCACACGCAUAUUUCAGAAGAAAAUACACCUCUCCACUCCCCGUCUGACCCCGGUUAUGUUGACACUGCUUUCACCACCGACACGACUCCUUCGACACCUCCGACUAGACCCCCACCUCCUUCCCCUGAACUUGGAGGGAGCACCUCAAGUUAGAUUGACUGCAAAAGUUCCGAGGGAAUCAAACGC
Marchantia polymorpha subsp. ruderalis is the source of this 3338-nucleotide messenger RNA. The record is from the annotation of a GenBank genome assembly. Lineage: Eukaryota; Viridiplantae; Streptophyta; Marchantiopsida; Marchantiales; Marchantiaceae.